AUGGACGCAGAUCGAUAUAGUGACCUUCACCCGGACAACAAUGCUGCCUACUUGGUGGCUUCCAUUUACAUCCCAUUCGCCGUCUUCGCCGUCGGGAACUUCGUCUCCACGGUCGCCGAGUACUACAUGCAAAAAAGCGAAAGGAAACGACGCGCGGAGAUCCUGAACCGGAAAUAUGCAUUCGAAGAGCUGUUGGCCAUGGACGAGAACAACGACGGGAGCGUGGAUAUCAUGGAGUUUACGAUCUACUUGUUGAAGCUGUGGUAG
Nannochloropsis gaditana CCMP526 is the source of this 267-nucleotide messenger RNA. RefSeq lists its product as uncharacterized. The coding region runs from base 1 to 267 and encodes 88 amino acids. The record is from RefSeq and is a predicted model, not a curated record. The transcript is spliced from 3 exons.